AUGAAUGAUCCUGCCCUGCAGCAACAGAGCCUUCAGAUCAACUUAAAGAAAUACCAGUUGGUCCUGUCCCUGACAUUUGCUGUUGAAGAGAUCAACAAGAAUCCCCAACUUUUACCCAACAUGACUCUGGGGUUUGAGAUCUAUAUUGCACAUUAUGUAGAAACUGAUGUGUUAGAGAAUCCACUUAUCUGGCUGUCUGGGAAGAAUAAAAACAACCCCAAUUACACCUGCAGAAGAGACAGCAAAGCUUUAGCAGUACUCACAGGAUCGUCAAGCACAUCUGUCCCAAUCAGAACAUUGCUGGACCUCUACAAACUUCCACAGUUCAUCUUUGGGUCUUUUGAUCCUCUCCUGGGUGACCAUAGACAGUUUGCUGCUAUCUAUCAGAUGGCUGCCAAGGACUCAUCUUUAGCCCUGGCCAUGGUCUCCUUGAUGGUUCAUUUCAGCUGGACCUGGGUGGGAGUGUUCAUCACCGAAGACGACUAUGGUGUGAGGUUUCUCUCAGAAUUGAGAGAGGAGAUGGGCAGGAAUGGAAUCUAUUUUGCCUUUGAGAACUCAAUCCAGGCCAAUGCAAUCUCUGAUUUCUCAAAUGAUUCAUCAGUGUAUCGCCAUAUUAUGGAAUCCUCAACCAAUGUGAUUAUCAUUUAUGGAGACAGUGAUUUUCUACUAAGCUUUAUUCUUAAAUUAGGGCAUUUUUUAAUUACAGGGAAAGCCUGGGUCAUGAACUCACCUUAUGAUGAUGUGACCAUCAGUAAAACCUAUUUCCUGAUAGAUUCCUUCCAUGCACCUCUCAUCUUCUCUCACCAUAGAAACAAUUCUGGGUUCACCAGUUUUAUCCCAAGAGCUAACUUUUCCAAGAACUCAGAAGAUAUUUCUUUUGCUAGGUUAUGGAUUCAGUCUAUUCCUUGCAUACUGAUAAAAUCUGACUAUACAAAAUUGGGGCAAUGUUCAUACAAUGCCACACUGGACUGGUUGCUGGGGCACAUUUUUGACAUGUCCUUGUCAGAAGAGAGUUACAAUAUCUACAACGCCAUUUAUGCUGUGUCCCAUGCCCUCCAUGAGAUGCUUCUUCAUCAAACAGAAGAGCCACCAGCACACAAUGAGCAACCAAAGGCAAUUCUGUCUUCACAGCUAAAUCUCUUCUUGAAGAAGAUCCAAUUUACCAAUCCUGCCGAAGAACAAGUGGUUUUGAAUGAGCAAAAGAAAUUGGAAGCAGAAUAUGACAUUGUGACCUUUUGGAAUUUUCCAGAAGGUCUUGGACAAAGGGUGAAUGUUGGCAAGUUUACUCCAUCUAGGCCACAAGGUCAACAACUGAUUUUGUUUGAGAAUCUGAUAGAGUGGCCCAUAGACUAUAUCAAGAAUCCUCAGUCUCUCUGCACUGAGAGAUGUGGUCCUGGAUUCAGGAAGGCCCCUCAGGAGACAAAUGCAAUCUGCUGUUUUGACUGCACCCCUUGCCCAGAGAAUGAGAUUUCUAAUGCCACAGACAUGAACCAAUGUGUGAAGUGUCCGGAUCAUCACUUUGCCAACACCAAAAGAAACUGCUGCCUGAUGAAAGCUGAAAGCUUCCUGACUUAUGAAGAACCCUUGGGCAUAGGUCUGGCCUGCAUGGCUCUCUGCUUCUUUGCACUCAUCUGUGCUGUUCUUGGAGUCUUUGUCAAGCACCAAGACACCCCCAUUGUCAAAGCCAAUAACCGGGACCUUAGCUACCUCCUGCUCAUCUCCUUCACCUGCUGCUUCCUCUGCUCCUUGCUCUUCCUUGGCCGUCCCCACCCAGCCUUGUGCAUCCUACAACACACCACAUUUGCAGUGGUCUUCACUGUGGCUGUCUCCACGGUCCUGGCCAAGACCAUCACUGUGGUUCUGGCCUUCAUGCUCACUUCUCCAGGGAGAAGCACAAGGCAGUGGCUGGUGUCCCAGGUUCCUAACCUCAUUAUCCCGAUCUGCACCCUCAUCCAGGUGACUCUCUGUGGCCUGUGGCUGGGAAUCUCUCCUCCCUUUGUGGACACAGAUGCACACUCUGAACAUGGCCACAUCAUCAUCCUGUGCAACAUGGGCUCUCUCAUCACCUUUUACUGUGUCCUGGGAUACCUGGGCUUCCUGGCCCUGGCCAGCUUCGUGGUGGCUUUUCUGGUCAGGAACCUGCCUGACACCUUUAACGAGGCCAAGUUCCUGACCUUCAGCAUGCUGGUGUUCUUCAGUGUGUGGCUCAGCUUCCUGCCUGUCUACCACAGUGCAAAGGGGAAGGUCAUGGUGGCCGUGGAGGUCUUCUCCAUCUUGGUCUCCAGUGCAGGCCUCCUGGGCUGCAUCUUUGUCCCCAAGUGCUACAUCAUCUUGAUGAGACCUGAGAGAAAUACUUUGCAGAGAUUCGGGAAGAGAUCACAAUCUGGAAGAAAUGAACCUUAA
Dipodomys spectabilis (banner-tailed kangaroo rat) is the source of this 2403-nucleotide messenger RNA. Its product is annotated as vomeronasal type-2 receptor 116-like. Gene Ontology annotation, biological process: G protein-coupled receptor signaling pathway. The transcript is spliced from 6 exons. Gene Ontology annotation, cellular component: membrane. The coding region runs from base 1 to 2403 and encodes 800 amino acids. Lineage: Eukaryota; Metazoa; Chordata; Mammalia; Rodentia; Heteromyidae. Gene Ontology annotation, molecular function: G protein-coupled receptor activity. The record is from RefSeq and is a predicted model, not a curated record.